AUGGCGGAAACAAAGAGUUCUUUGUCAGUGGCAAGUGACGAGAGUCUGCGUGGCGGUUCAAGCAGCAUUCAGCAGUCAGAGGGCACGGUGAAGGAAACAAAGAGUUCUUUGUCAGUGGCAAGUGACGAGAGUCUGCAAGGAACGGACCAAGUCGGGGCGGACGUAGGUUUGGUGGACGAACAGCAGGUCCCCCGUAGUGGCGGUUCAAGCAGCAUUCAGCAGUCAGAGGGCACGGUGAAGGAUUUUGGAGUUUCCGAUAUUGAUGACGAAGAACAAGAAUAUGAUGAUGAAGAACCGGCGUUCAGCGAAGAAUGCCUGAGAACGAUGAAGAUCGAUGCCAAGGCCAAUUUCACCAACAUUCGAAGACGUUUGCUGAAUCGGAUAGUGAACGGAGAGGGGAUUGGUGAUGACGACCUUGGAUAUCUGGAACACGCGUACUCUGGUGCAGCAGGCGUCGUGGGCGAUCUUCUGGGACUGUGUUCUGGAGACGGAGACUUGUCGAAACGGAGGAAGCUGGUUGCGGAGCUGGAAGAGCUUGAGGAGAAGUACAGCGCAGCUGUGAACAGAGCACUGGAAGAAGCCACGUACAGCGCUAGUGUUGGUGGGCGGUUUGGAGCUGGUCAUGGCUUGGGAUACAGCCAGUACUCGACGGCGAGGUACUCAGCUCCAAUGAUGACGCCAGAUCACUUGACGGAGGUGGGUGCGGAGCGGUCUGUCUUUGGCCAGUUGGGGGCCAGGUCAAUGCUGUACUCUGGGUCUGCUGGCUCUGGGCUGGUGGAAUCUGGCAUGGAGACUUCUCCUAGUAGCCUAAGUGCCUUGGCCUUUCAUGAGAGUCAAGGUGUCGCAAGUCCACUCCUGGUUCCAACACCAUCUACUGCCAGUACCUCUAGUGCUGAUCAGACCAGCAAUGGCAGUGCAUCAGCGCCAGUGACCGGUUCCAGUGGUAGCAGUGUGUCAGUGGCCAGUGCUAAUGAUGGUACUGCCAGUAGUACUAUGCCAGGCGCAGUCAGUCAGCCCACCAAGAGGAGCAGCGUCAGCAACACCACACUGGGAACGGCCCAGCUGACCAAGAAGUCUGUUCAGUUUAGUCAGAGCCACCAGUCCACUGCCAGCACUCAGUCCAGAUUGAGACCAGCAGUGAGUGUGUUCUUACCCCCUAGAACGGUCCCUGCAGCUGGAGGUGCAGCUGGAGGUGCAUCAACGGUCGUCCCCGCUGUGACAGUCCCCAACACAUCCAUGGCUCCCCAACCGACUGGGUCCUCGAGCAGCCAUAUGUAUCAGCCUCCACUGACGGGUGAACGACCACUAGCAGCCGACAUCGGGCCAUGGGCGAGCAUGAAGAAGAUCACAAUACCCACAUUCGAUGGCGAUAAACGGCGCUUCGAGUCCUGGUGGGCAGCGUUUUCCACCUGUGUGGACAAGGCACCGCUAACCGCGGAAUGCAAGAUGCUUCGACUAAGACAGUAUGUCCAGGGUGAGCCGUUGAAAGCCAUCGACCGAUUCGGGUACACCAUCGCUGCGUAUGAUGCAGCCAAGGCCCUAUUGCACCGAAAGUAUGGCGGAGAGAGGCGCCGAGUUGCCAUCCAUCUGGAGGAAAUUGAGGCCCUCAAACCCGUGCGGAAGGAGCACCCGAGAGACCUGGAGCGGUUCUCGGAACUGCUGGCCGUCGCCGUCAUUAACUUGAAGGACUCGGGCCGAGCUACUGAGCUGGCGGCCGGAACCUUCUACCUGACUCUUCUCAAGAAGCUGGACGAGCAGCUGAUCACCCGCUACCACCGGUGGCGGCAUGAACAAGCUAAGGCUGAGUCGGUAGAAGAGCUGCUUGAGUACUGUACCCAGGAAGCAGAGUUCAUGGUCUCCGCUGCGGAGACGAAAGCUGGCUUGAGUCCCGUGAGUAAGGCAGAGCCGUCACAGCCAACAAAGGUCCACCGGUCGCCUCGACCAAGCACGUUCGUGACCAGCAGCCAGCCGGCAGCCAACUCACAAAAGUGCAUCGUGUGCCAAGGUGAACACAAGCUGUGGCAGUGCCUAUCCUUCAAAGCUGCGACAGUGAACAAGCGAUGGCGCAUUGCCAAGGAUUCAGGUGUGUGUUUCCGCUGCCUGGAUGUCGGCCACAAUGGAUGCGACUGCACGCGGAGUCGGCCAUGUGGUUUGGACGGGUGCACGAAGCUCCACCAUCGCUUUCUGCACGCCACACAGAGCAGAGGCCCUGUGUUUAGCAGCGUGACGCGCCCGUCCACACAGACACCAGCAGCGAACUCUGUCUCAGGGCGUUGGGCAGGACGCGCGAUGCCAAACACAACUAGCACCCAACAGUCGUCCAGCCAAACAGAGCAGCAGACAUUCUGCUCCGUCGUCACGGAGGGUUCUCAGUCCACGGAAGAGGAGUGCUACGCCUCCCAGAGCACCGACGUGUCCAUCAGCCUGAGGACGAUACCGGUCACCAUCAAGCACGGCGACACAAGCAUUCACGUCAAUGCACUGUUGGACGAUGGCAGCACCAUGAGCUACAUCAGUGAGGGCGUAGCACACGAACUUGGUCUGCACGGGGAGUUGCAGAGCAUCACGGUCAACACGUUGGACGGAACACCGAGUACAUUUCAGUCGGUGCAUGUGUCGUGCAGCGUAAGUGUCAACGGCGUGUUCAGCACAGACCUCCAUGCUUGGACAGUGCGGCACCCAACAGGACGCCUGAAGCCAGUCAACUGGCGCCGCAGCGCAUCGACGUGGCCACAUCUCAAAGGGAUCCGUUUCCCUCCCACCGCCAAGCCUGAUCGGGUCGACGUUCUGCUCGGCCUGGACUGUAUCGCAGCGCACCAGUCCUUGCACGAGGUGACUGGUAAGCCUGGUGAACCAGUCGCACGGCUCACCCCGCUAGGAUGGACCUGUGUGGGGCCGGUACGGGCGAGCCCAGGCAGUUCGCGUAUGGGGCAUGCGUACCAUGCGCAGCUGCAGCUCGGCAGCAAUGAGAUCAGUAAGCUGCUGCGUCGCUUCUGGGACGUCGAGGAGUUAGCCGUACCCGACUUGCCACACUUGUCACCGGCGGAGGAGAAACUGCUCACACAGACACGGGAAUCUCUGGCGUUCAGCGACGGUCGGUAUCAUGUGGGCCUUCCGUGGAAGACAACACCACCGGUCCUGCCCGACAACUUCGCCAUGGCACGCAAACGACUGAUUGGCACCGAGCGGAAGCUGCUGCUAACGGACGGUCUGGGUACCAAGUACAGCGCCAUCAUCCAGGAGUACUUGGCAAAGGGCUAUAUCCGCCGUGUGCCGAAGGAGGAACCACGACCACACAGCAUCUGGUACCUGCCUCACUUUCCGGUGGUCCGUCUGGACAAGCAGACAACGAAAGUGAGGAUUGUAUUUGAUGGGUCGGCGCAGUUCCAAGGCGUCGGAGUGAACGACUUCCUCAACAAGGGGCCGAAGCUGCAACGGGACAUCUGCAACGUGCUCCUGCGGUUCCGCAAGCAUCCUGUUGCCAUUGCCUGUGACAUCAAGCAGAUGUACCUGCAGAUUGGUGUGCACAAAUCCGACCGGCCAUACCAACGAUUCCUAUGGCGCAACUGUGAUGCCGAUGCGCAGCCUGCAGUGUAUGAGUUCCAGCGUGUGGUAUUCGGACUCGCCUCAUCACCAUUCCUCACUCAGUUCGUCUCCCAGGAGCAUGCGAGGGUGCUCACCAGUACGGAUGAACGUGCGGCUGAAGCAGUCAACAAGUCCACAUACAUGGACGACACGCUUGAUUCCGUGCCAACCGUCGCUGAUGGCAUCGCACUCUACAAGUCUCUUGUGAAGGUGUGGGAGUCGGCCGGCAUGCACCCGACGAAGUGGCUCUCAAACUCGGCCGAGCUUCUGACAGUGAUCCCUGAGUCAGAACAUGGACGCUCCAUCGACCUGUCACCAGGGGAGCUGCCAAGAGUGAAGACGCUAGGUAUCUCGUGGUCAGCUGCUAGCGACGCUUUCAGUUUUGCCAUCCCACCGGAUUCGGGCCAGGAGUUCAGCAAGCGGAGCGUGCUGCAACGGGUAGCAUCCGUCUUUGACCCGCUGGGUCUGCUGGCGCCGUACAUCAUCCGAGGCAAGAUGCUCAUCCAGGAACUGUGGUUGCGAGGCUCGACCUGGGACGACCCACUGGAGCCCUCUGUGGACAAGCUGGUGAAGGAGUGGAUUGCUGAUGCGCGGGAUCUGCAGACGCUACGCAUUCCAAGACCACUCAUGGCAGCUGACGGUGUGUCGUCGCUGCACGUAUUCGCAGAUGCCUCCGAGAAGGCAAUGGGUGCUGUCGCCUACAUCAUUUCCAAGGACCCCAGUGGAGCUACAUGCCGACUCGUUGCAGCUAAGUCUAAAGUCGCCCCGCUGGAAGCGGUGAGCAUCCCACGACUAGAGUUGAUAGCCGCCGUCAUGGCAGCCCGUUUGGCAGCCGUCGUCAGCCGUGCUCUCGAGAUGCAGGAUAUCUAUCUGUGGUCUGACAGCAUGAACGUCCUCUGGUGGAUCCAUGGUCACAGUCGGCAGUUCAAGACAUUCGUGGCCAAUCGCGUCUCUGAGAUUCGUCGUCUCACACAGCCAGAGCAAUGGCGGCAUGUGACCACUGACCAGAACCCCGCAGAUCUGGUCUCUCGUGGGUGUACUGCAGCAGUGCUGACAUCAUCGGACCUAUGGUGGACUGGGCCCGCUUUCCUGUCAACCGACGAGCCAUGGCCUGCCAGCCCUACGCUUCAGCCCAGCUCCGGCGCUCGGCACGAGGUCAAAGGUUUGCCACGCAACCGCUCGCAGGACAUGCAAACGUAUCAUGCAGACGUCCAAAGUGCCAACGAUGCACCACCCGAGCAGGAUUGGAUCAUUGACCCAGCAAAGUGGCUAGACUGGCAGAAGACCAUCCGUACGCUCACAUGGGUCCGGCGGUUCAUCUCGAACUGCCGUGCAGCGGCAGAGGAUCGCCUGGCAGGAGAGCUCACCCCGAUUGAGUUGGCUGACGCAGAGCUGUACGUCGUUCGGAACACGCAGCGUGAUGCGUUCGCUGCUGAGAUAGUCCUCCUGAGGAAACGCAAAGCAGUACAUGCUACCAGUAAGCUGGCCAAGCUAUGUCCAUUUCUUGACGACGACGGUGUUCUACGCUGUGAAGGGCGCUUGCAGUAUGCAGAGUUCCUACCACGAGACGCUGUCCAUCCGAUCAUCCUGCCGCGGAAGCAUGCCGUGACCAAGAUGCUCAUCAGGUUCCAACACGAGAAGGGCAAGCACGCUACGGGGACGAACGCAACAUUGUCUGCGCUGGCCGCCCGCUAUUGGGUCAUCGCCGCACGGGAGGCCGUCCACGAGUGGGAACAGGAAUGCGCAGUCUGUCGCCGGUACCGGAGCAAGCCAGCUGGGCAGCGAAUGGCACCGCUGCCGGUCAGUCGGAUCGUGCCCUCUCACCGUGCGUUCAGCCGCGUGGGCGUCGACUACGCCGGCCCCUUCCUCACCAUGCAGGGACGCGGUCGGGCCAGAACCAAACGCUAUCUGUGUGUAUUCACGUGUCUGGAGACGCGCGCUGUACAUCUGGAGCUCGCAUUCUCACUCGACACAUCUAGUUUCAUCAACUGUUUCUUCCGGUUCGUGAGCCGGCGCGGCCUUCCCAAUCAAGUCAUAUCGGACAAUGGCACAAACUUUGUUGGUGCAGUUCGGGAGCUGAAGGACCUCAUUCGCAACAUCGACCAAGCCAAAGUCCAGACGGGCACCGCACAUCAUGGUGUGUCCUGGUCGUUCAACCCUCCAGCAGCACCUCAUUUCGGUGGUGUGUUCGAGAUUAUGGUGAAGGCAGCCAAACGUGCUAUUUACCACAUUCUGUCUGGCAGUGACAUCACCGACGAGGAUCUGCUGACCGCCUUUGCCGGAGCAGAGGAUCUGAUCAACUCUCGCCCGAUCACUGCCAUAUCAGUCAACCCCAACGACAACUUGCCCCUCACCCCGAAUCAUUUUCUGAACGGGAGACUUGGAGAAGUCGUCCUACCGGAGUCAGACCAUCCGCGUCAGCGAUGGCAACGCAUUCAGGAGCUGCUUGGGCAUGUCUGGCGUCGCUGGAUCCAAAAGUGGCUGCCUCAGCUCAGCAAGCGGGUCAAAUGGACGGCAGACCAACGCAACGUGAAGGUUGGUGAUGUCAUGCUGUUGCUGUCACCAGACACCGCUAGGCGUAAAUGGCCAUUGGUUCGGGUUCUGGAAGUCUACCCCGGGAAGGAUGAACGAGUACGUGUUGCCAAGGUGCAGGUGGGUGAUCGUACUCUUGUGCGACCCAUCAACCGCUUGUGCCCGCUGGAGUAUGCGCCAGAGUGA
Messenger RNA from Sycon ciliatum, 6303 nucleotides. RefSeq lists its product as uncharacterized. Lineage: Eukaryota; Metazoa; Porifera; Calcarea; Leucosolenida; Sycettidae. Bases 1 to 6303 code for a protein of 2100 amino acids. The transcript is spliced from 2 exons. Gene Ontology annotation, biological process: DNA integration. The record is from RefSeq and is a predicted model, not a curated record. Gene Ontology annotation, molecular function: nucleic acid binding.